Messenger RNA from Symbiodinium pilosum, 696 nucleotides. The record is from the annotation of a GenBank genome assembly. NCBI's taxonomy places the organism in Eukaryota, Dinophyceae, Suessiales, Symbiodiniaceae.
AUGGCAGAUGGAAUUAUUGUGAUUGUAAUGAGUAUACCGGGGCUUUACGCCGUCGUUUGCUGCGGGCAGGCGCAGGGACUGAACAAGUGCCUCUUGCUUCCAACUUUGGUCCUGAUGGUGUGGGGCUACGUGACCUACAACAACCCUGACGAGCUGGAUCUGACCUCAACAACUACAACCACCACCACAUCAACGACAACCACCACUGGAACAGGCAUUGCCCCUAUAGUUAUCGAGCCGUGCGACGAUCUCAAGAUAAAAGCUGGUCUGAUUCUGCUGACCCAAGCGGUUGCCCCACUGGCACUAUGCAACUUGAUUGUUGGCGUCCUUGGCGGGGCAGGGUUGGUCUCUGGUUUGCUCACCUUUCCAGCGGCCGUCGCGCUUUGCACUGCAAUUGCCCAGUGGGAUGCUGAGUGCCAUGAGCCCCUCGUGACGUGGCUCUUCAUUCACGGCCUGCUCCUCUCAUUGGUGCCAGGCACACCUGAGUCGGUGUGGAAUGUGAGUGUUCAUGUUUUGCAUUAUUGGUCUAGUUACGGGCACAGUCCGGACAUCAUCAUCAUCAUCGUCGUCGUCGUCGUCGUCGUCGUGGCCGACGUCUUCACCGUGAUUGUUACUGUGGUCGUGAUGAGCAACAGUAUCAACAUCAUCACACUUAUCAUUAUCACCACUGCUGCUCCUGCUGUCCCUUUCUUGUAA